This is a messenger RNA of Trichogramma pretiosum, 463 nucleotides long. Its product is annotated as 60 kDa chaperonin 1-like. The record is from RefSeq and is a predicted model, not a curated record. NCBI's taxonomy places the organism in Eukaryota, Metazoa, Arthropoda, Insecta, Hymenoptera, Trichogrammatidae. The coding region runs from base 42 to 359 and encodes 105 amino acids. The transcript is spliced from 3 exons.
UGAGAUGCAAAAAAACAUAAUACGGUUCAUCGAUCGUGAACAUGAAGCUGUACUUCGUUACGCUCGUUUUCGCUGUUUUUGCAGCUGUUCUGUACGGUGUGAACGGACACCGCGAAGGCGGACCACCGGGCCCUCCGGGUAUGGGUGUACCACAAAUGCCAGUUCCCGGUGCAAGCCUCGUUCGUCAAGCGAGAGAGGCUCCUCCAAUGGGCGGUGAAGGUGGUGGCCACGCCGGAGCAGGUGGAAACGCAGGUUUCGGAAUGUCCGGAAACUUCGGCCUGGGAGGCAAUGGUGGCGGAGGCAUGCAUGGGGGCAUGCCAGGAAUGCCAGGAAUGCCAGGAAUACCCGGCAUGGGAUAAACAGUUAAUGAGAAUUAAUAAUAAGUGAACAAAUUGUAUGCAUAAAAGUACACUGCACAAUUUUCAACACCCAAUAAAUAUUCCAUAAAAAGUGCAUCGAUAAA